CGACUUUUACAUUUAUACUACGUAUCCGAACGUGUUUUAUCAUCCACCGUUGUCAAAAAACUCAUAUUGUGAUUGUCGAGCUGUCAACUGCCACACUGAAAUGCACUGUAGUGUUUUGAAAAAUAUCCACACCUCGUCUCAAAACAAAUUCAAAAUUCUGUAAAAUCUCUUGUAAAUAAAGAAGUACACAAUGAAUUUUGGUGGAACGUUAAGAGUAAAUAAAUUUGCGUGUUUCACGUUAGGUUUUAUAUUGUUUUUAAUAAUUUAUUGGCGAAGUGGGAAUGCUGGAUUUCCUUUGGAGAAAAGUGAUCUUAUUAACUUAAAAAGCUUAUUAAAGGCGUCAAUCCAAGCCGCUGAGAUGGGUGGGAAGAAGGUGUUAGAGGGAAAUAGUCACGAACUGAAUAUUAAAAGUAAAGGUAAAACGUUGGAAGGUGUAAAUGACCCGGUGACCGAUGCAGACUAUGCCUCACAUUGCGCAAUGUACUACAGCUUAAAGAACACGUUUGAGAAGUUGACGGUGGUGUCUGAGGAGCAUUCAAAGAGUGGUUCAGGCUGUGAAAACCAGCAAAUGUUAGAUGUAGACAAAACAUUGCCAGGAAACAGUAUAAUAGAGUAUUUGAAUGAUGAAUUAGUUUAUAUGAAGGAUGUUACAGUAUGGAUUGACCCCUUGGAUGCGACGAAAGAAUAUACAGAGGGCCUGUACCAGUAUGUGACCACUAUGGUGUGUGUAGCCAUCAAAGGGGUGCCCGUCAUAGGCGUGAUCCACUACCCCUUCCUACCGCGCACUUACUGGGGCUGGUUCACUAAGAAACCAUCUGCCAACAUGCCUAUUGUGCCACAUAAAGAGGAAAACAAGGAACACCCCAGAGUUGUGAUCUCUCGCUCACAUCCUGGGAAAGUGGAGGAAAUAGCGAAAGCAGCGUUCGGGCCGAAGACCACAGUCUCCAUGGCAGCGGGCGCUGGAUACAAGGUGAUGGAAGUGGUGAACGGUACCUACGACGUGUACCUGCACGCCACUGCGAUUAAGAAAUGGGAUUUGUGCGCGGGCGACGCAAUCAUUAAGUCAGUGCAUGGUAAAAUGAGCACGAUAAAAGGUGAAGCUAUAGACUACUCGGCAGACAGUGAUGUGAAGGUCUCUGGAGGGAUCCUGGUGACCAGGUUCGACCACGAAUACUACCAGGACAAGCUGCCUGUACAACUGGAUGGUGUACAUUAACACGUGACAUGUGUUGUGUGACUGAUUUUGAUAAUGUUGUUAUACAUUUAGGGACCGUUUCACAAUACCGGAUUAGACAUCUUGUUAGUCUUAACUGAUGAAUAAUUAUUUGACGAUAUGUGUCAGUUAGCCUUUCGACAAACUAAUCCGACAUUGGGAAACUGGCCUCUAAUAUAAGUUGGAAGUAUUAGGCAUAGUUCGCACCAAACGCAUUGGCCGCCGCC
Spodoptera littoralis (African cotton leafworm) is the source of this 1440-nucleotide messenger RNA. Lineage: Eukaryota; Metazoa; Arthropoda; Insecta; Lepidoptera; Noctuidae. The record is from the annotation of a GenBank genome assembly.